AGUCUAAAACGAUCAGAAUCAAUUCGUCGCAAAGAGUUUGUCGGGUGCGAAGCGCAUGAGAGUGUAGCCAGUAACAACGCAUUGUAUCAACUUGUCCUUCUACUCCAAUCUAUUUUGCGGUCAAUAGGACCAUUAUAUUAUCACAAUAAUAAGUUAGUGUACGUCGGGUGAUAGCGCAGAGACGUUGCGAACAUGAGGGCUUUCGUACUGCUCCUGAGCCUUGGGUUUGUGGCUGCCGAGUCGGAAUAUGUCACCAGGAAACUCUGCAGAGACGUGGAUGCAUCACAAUGCAGCAUCCACAGCGUGAUAGUGGACCCCUGUCCUCAAGGACCUGCUUUCUGCACCCUGAAGAGGAACAAGGCAUACGGCAUCACACUGGAUAUGACCCCACAUUUCGCAGCAGAGAAUUUAAGGCUUUCAAUCACAAGUGAUGUGAGCAACACUGGAAACUUUACAACCCUUAUCAAGGCUCCUGGCGAUGCCUGUAAACUACUGACCUGCCCUCUUGAAGCUGAUCAGAGAAGGAUCUUCGAUGUAGACCUGAUGGUUGAUAAGAGAUUCUCGGGCAAGUUCCCAGUGAAAAUAAAACUGUGGGACGACGACAAUGAUGCCUCGGCUUGUUGCGUCACCUUCAACGUUAAAGUUAAAUAGAUAUAGUUAUUGUAUUAUAGUCAUAAGCAUUACCUAAUUACUAAUAAUAUAGGUUUAGUUGUGUUUCAAUUUUUGUGCUUUAAUAGUUUAUCAACAUUAUUAUCUUUGAAUAAAUAUUUUUUAUUUAA
Spodoptera litura is the source of this 779-nucleotide messenger RNA. RefSeq lists its product as uncharacterized. NCBI's taxonomy places the organism in Eukaryota, Metazoa, Arthropoda, Insecta, Lepidoptera, Noctuidae. The record is from RefSeq and is a predicted model, not a curated record.